GUGGAGCAGGAUUCAAAGAGGUGCAAUUGCAUCUGUACACCCUCCUGGAUCUGCCCCUGGGUACAGGGUCUAGCUUAUGCAUCCUUCUGGACACAUCACCGCUACCCAGUAAAGCAGUGCUUAUGAGCUCACCACAUUCUGGCUCAGAGAUAAGAGAUUUGCCAUUUGCAGCUGAAAGAUACACUGAUAAAGCUGUACUUUUCCCAACUGCUCAGCGAGCGAAGAGGUCAUCAUCUGACCUUACUGAUCCAGUAUUGCAGAACUCACUGGAAGAUGUGGACUUGCUUUAUGAGUUUCUUUUAGCUCAGCUUAAAAUUGGCAAAGGUCUGAGAAUCUCCAUCAAAGAUGAGGAGUUAGCUUCACUAAGGAAGGCUGCGGCAUUUGACACUGUCUGCAAUGACAUUAUCCCCAAGAGCCUCACAGAGAUCCGCAGGCUGAGUGCCAAGCUGUCUAACUACCCAACGGUCCUCAAGAAAGAAGAUUUUGAAAGGACAGUGUUGACCAUGGUCUACACGGUUUAUAGGGCAGCCCAAUCCCGGGGGCACCAGAAGGAUGCUUGGGCUGAAUCUUUUGUCAGUCUCUACCAGGCCCUGAAGCAUGACUUGAUGUUCUCAGACAGCAAAAACUCAUCAUAGUGAAGAACUUUAUACACCUGGAAAGCAACCAGCUCUGCUGAUAAGGGACACCUAGCACGUCCACCACUGUAUUCGUAAACAAUUUAAUAGCCUGCUUCAUUAAAAAUUCUUUAUUCUCUAGCUCCCCCUAGUGGGAUCCACUUUUAAAAAUGCUAAAUAAGAGAAAAAAUGCCUUGUUUUCAGUCCCUGGAAUCUAUUAUCAUGCUGGCAUGGAGGAUAGUAUGGAGUGCAUAUAUGCUUAUAUAUAUGCACUAAACAGCUGUACCUUCCCCUUAUCCUUGGGAUGCUGAUAUAAUAUAAUAUGUGCUACCUUCCUAGCUGGAAAAAAGAUAGUUUAGCUGCUGUGUAAUGAGAUGUUAACAGACAGAGAGAAAUCCUUUAUACAGUAAAAAGGAUUCAUGACAAUUGGUUUGGAGAUUGUUGCAUAAAAGUAAUUAAAGUAUUUUUGCAAAUAAAACUGUCUGAUUGGUUUCAUAGUUGUUCCCAGCCUUUGGAAUGACUUGUGUGUGUACAUUUGGUUGAGCUAGUUUUUAUUCUGUAGAGUGUUUUCAGAAGGCAAAGUGCAUUGAGCAGACCACUUGUCCCCCACAAUAAGUA
Messenger RNA from Alligator sinensis (Chinese alligator), 1232 nucleotides. RefSeq names its product family with sequence similarity 180 member A (gene FAM180A). The transcript is spliced from 3 exons. The record is from RefSeq and is a predicted model, not a curated record. Bases 123 to 635 code for a protein of 170 amino acids. Lineage: Eukaryota; Metazoa; Chordata; Crocodylia; Alligatoridae.